CCCCACGCAUCUCUCUCUCUCUCUCUCUCUCUCACGGCAGUUCCCAACUUCCCACAUACACCUUACCCGGUACCCACACACGUCAGUUCAACUGCUUCCCACCCCUCUCAUUUCUAACGCUGCCUUAUCUCUCCCUCUAUCUCUCCCACAUCCCACGAACCCACCACCACUACCAUGAGAUCUCACGUUGGGAGCCUAUAAAUCAGAUAUAGUACUCUUUGGUCUACAUGAUGCAAUCCAUGAAAGAGACAUGCGCCAGUAGCUUUAUGGGGAAGGCAACGUCAAGAGUACCACUCCUCUUCCGAUCAAAGCUCCUCUGUUUCUCUCUCCUGUACCUCUCUUCCUCUCUGUUCCUCGCUCUCUAUUCCUCUCUCUCCUCCACCAAAUGUCUCUUCCGAUCAUCUCCCUUCAAUCCAAUCCAAACCCCUCUCUUUACUUACCCUUCCACCUAUGGAGAACACAAAUAUGCCGUACCAACCCUUCGCCCCUCUUGUACUUCCCCUGUUUACUUCUCAGAUUAUUGGAUGGUUUUGAAGGAAAUCCAAGAAUUCUGCCAAAAUUCCUCGGCUUUACGGCAUCCGAAGUAUAUGCAGGGGAAAGCUCAGAGUUUUGGAGGAAAUUUCAGUACCCAGAACAGGAUUUCUUACUUCGACUGUUCAGAUGUUAGAUUGGAAAUUCCUUGUGGAUUCUUUAAGGAAUUCCCAAUAAGAAAUUCUGAUCGAAAUGCAAUGGAAAAAUGCAACGGGGUGGUCGUAGUCUCGGCUAUAUUCGGUGACCACGACAAAAUCCGGCAGCCGAAGGGCCUCGGAUCCAAAACCCUAGACCACGUUUGUUUCUUCAUGUUCGUAGACAAUUCCACGCUCAGAGGACUCAAUUCCCACAACCUAAUUCCCGAAAAGACUCGGGAGGGGAAAAAGAUCGGUGUAUGGAGAAUCAUCAGCGUCUCGACCGAGCAUCUGUACGCAAACGCUGCUAUGAACGGGGUGAUACCAAAACACUUAGUGCACAGGCUUUUCCCAAACGCGAUUUUUAGUAUUUGGAUAGAUGCAAAGCUUCAGCUGGUGGUGGAUCCGUUGCUUUUGAUCCACGCACUUGUGAUAUCAGAGAAUGUGGAUAUGGCUAUUUCUAGGCAUCCGUAUUAUAUACAUACUAUGGAAGAAGCAAUGGCAACUGCAAGGUGGAAGAAAUGGUGGGAUGUGGAUUCUUUAAAAAGGCAGAUGGAGACUUAUUGUGAGAAUGGGUUGCUGCCUUGGACUCCGAAUAAGCUUCCCUAUCCUUCAGAUGUACCGGACAGUGCCCUAAUAGUGAGAAAGCAUAGUAUAGCAAGCAACUACUUCUCAUGCCUCUUAUUUAAUGAAUUGGAAGCGUUUAACCCAAGAGACCAACUGGCAUUUGCGUAUGUGAGGGACAAAAUGAAGCCAGCAAAGCAGCUGAGGGUGAACAUGUUUGAUGUACAAGUGUUUGAACAGGUGGCAGUGGAGUACAGACACAACCUUAAUAAACAAGGUGGGCCAAGUUCCAGCGGCGCAACAGCACAAGUCCCUAAGACAAAGAGGGCAACCUCUGAUUUGUUUGUUAAUGGUAGUUGUAACAGGUGUGAUGGGUACCUUUUAACAAUGUGGGGUGAAUCCCAUGAUUGAUUGCUUUUUCAUUUUAACAAUUAUACACAAACACUUAUGUACAUUUACGAAGGGGUGAGGGCUCAUCCCUUUCGUAAAUGACGAAGGGAGCCCCCUUCGUGAGUGUGUGCAUAUAGUGUAUGUGGGGCUCACCUCCUUCGUAAGUAUUGUGUGUAGUUGUAAAAUUAUUGUUUUUAUUUUUUGAUUACGUUAGGAAAAAUAGUACUCCUAUAAAUUUGCAUCCAUUUUUUUUUUUU
Molecule: messenger RNA, 1876 nt
Organism: Rhododendron vialii
Lineage: Eukaryota; Viridiplantae; Streptophyta; Magnoliopsida; Ericales; Ericaceae
Product: alkaline ceramidase TOD1
Exons: 6
Coding region: 228-1640 (470 amino acids)
Source: RefSeq, a predicted model, not a curated record